This is a messenger RNA of Bactrocera tryoni, 925 nucleotides long. It is a transcript of the gene viaf, whose product is annotated as viral IAP-associated factor homolog. The transcript has 2 exons. Lineage: Eukaryota; Metazoa; Arthropoda; Insecta; Diptera; Tephritidae. Gene Ontology annotation, biological process: protein folding. Gene Ontology annotation, cellular component: cytoplasm. Bases 147 to 869 code for a protein of 240 amino acids. The record is from RefSeq and is a predicted model, not a curated record.
UUGGUUACUUGAACAAUUGCUUAUAUUAUUUGUGUCUCGUAUAUUUUUUACUAUCUACCGAAUUAAAUAUAUGAAUCACUAGCCUGUAUACAAUUAAUUUUAAAUUGUUAAUUUAAAUAAUUAUUUUUAAAGUUUAUCACUUAAACAUGCAGGACCCUAAUGAGGAUACCGAAUGGAAUGAUGUGCUCCGUGCAAAAGGCAUUCUUGAACCGAAGCAAAAAGAAGCUGAAAUCACAGAGGAGCAAAUCCAAGAGAUGAUGGACGAUGCCAUAAACAGGCGAACCGAUUUAAGGAGUGGGGAAAAUGGUUGUUCAAAGAAAAUUGACGAAAUGUCUUUGGAUGAGUUAGAUGAACUGGAAGAUUCCGAAGACGAAGAGGUAUUAGAACAAUACCGCCAGCGACGGAUAGCAGAAAUGAGGGCAUUUGCCGAGAAAGAAAAAUUUGGAACAGUGCGGGAAAUAUCUGGACAAGAUUAUGUAAGCGAGGUGACAAAAGCGGGUGAUGGCAUUUGGGUAGUGAUCCAUCUUUAUGCAAAUGGUGUACCCCUUUGCUCUCUUAUUCAUCACCACAUGCAACAGUUGGCUGCAAAAUUUCCGCAAACGAAAUUCUUACGUUCCAUUGCAACCACUUGCAUACCUAACUUUCCUGAAAAAAACUUACCGACAAUUUUUAUUUAUAACGAAGGCCAAUUAAAGAAACAAUAUAUUGGACCACUGGAGUUGAGAGGCGAGAAACUUACGCUCGAUGAAUUAGAGUUUCUACUGGGAAAAUCCGGUGCAAUUUCUACAGAAAUAAAAGAAGAUCCAAGACCGCAAAUUCGGGAUAAAAUGUUGUCCGAUUUGGAAAGCCAAAAUAUUGAUUUUUAUUAAUCAAAUUUGUUUUUAAAUUUUUUUAUUAGACAAGAAAUUUAUGUAAUUAUUAGAAG